Coniophora puteana RWD-64-598 SS2 is the source of this 1908-nucleotide messenger RNA. Its product is annotated as BING4CT-domain-containing protein. Bases 1 to 1908 code for a protein of 635 amino acids. Gene Ontology annotation, molecular function: protein binding. Gene Ontology annotation, cellular component: 90S preribosome; nucleolus; small-subunit processome. The transcript is spliced from 7 exons. Lineage: Eukaryota; Fungi; Basidiomycota; Agaricomycetes; Boletales; Coniophoraceae. The record is from RefSeq and is a predicted model, not a curated record. Gene Ontology annotation, biological process: maturation of SSU-rRNA from tricistronic rRNA transcript (SSU-rRNA, 5.8S rRNA, LSU-rRNA).
AUGGACGCGCUCAUCGCAAAGGCGGAUGCGAUUCAAAUACUCUCGAACGAUAAGAAACGAAAACGCCAUGCCAGCGGGAGCAGCCACCCACCAAAAUACAAUCAGGCCAAGGCGUCGUCCUCAAAAACCUCAAAGUCUGCUGGCGGCCAGGACAAAACACUCACCUCCGUCGCCGCGCGCACGGCUCUCCCUAAAUCACUCCGAAAUGCGGACGACGAUCCAGCCCUGGAAGGCGUGUCGAGCCACUCGCACAUCAAAAACCUCAAGCUCCGCGCGCAGCUCAACCGCACCGCACAACAUGCCGCGCGGGCCAAGAGCAUGCGCGAUGACGCGGAGCUGCUCCUCACGAACGAUGGUGGGCGGCUGCACGUCGAGAAUGAUAUGGAGCGGACUUGGCGGGUCGGUCAGGACGAGAUUGCGCAGGGGGCGGGCGGGGAGGCUGCGAAAGGGAGGAAGGAGUGGAGGUUGGAUGGGGGCCCUUAUAGGUGUCGGUAUACCCGGAACGGGAGACAUAUGGCGAUUGUGGGCAAGUCGGGACACGUCGCGACGUUUGACUGGCAGACGGGGACGAUGCACUCGGAGCUGCAGCUCCAGGAGACUUGUCGGGAUAUAACCUUCCUCCAUGACCACUCGUUCUAUGCCGUUGCACAAAAGAAGUACGCCUUCAUCUACGACCGGGACGGCGUCGAGAUCCACCGGCUGAAAUCGCACAUCGAACCUACACGACUCGAGUUCUUGCCCUUCCACUGGCUGCUCGCUAGCGUUGGAAACAACUCAAGUCUGACAUACCAAGAUACCUCAACAGGGGCUAUCGUCGCGACGCAUCGCACCAAACUCGGACCAACCGUCUCCCUGGGUCAAAAUCCGCAUACCGGUGUCCUCUGCCUGGGACACACCAACGGGCAGGUUACGCUUUGGACGCCGAACCUCCCGCAUCCCGCCGUCCAGUUGCUUGCGCACGUCGGACCAGUUGUUUCACUCAGCGUUGACCCUGGUGGGUCGUUUGCCGGAAGUGGAAGCACAGGUGUUGGCGGUGGGGAAGGAGGGCGGUAUCUCGCGACGAUGGGUCAAGACGGGAUGGUCAAGGUGUGGGACUGUCGGAACUGGAAGGGAGAGGUACGCUCGUGGCGGGCAAGAGGCGGGCCAGGAGAGGUCGAGUGGAGCGCCCGAGGCGCGUUGGCGGUGGCAACGGGUGGAAGCGUGAAUAUCUACACGAAGCCCACCUUGACAACGUCGAAUUCCGCCCCGCCCCCUCUCUACCUCACCCACCCGGUCCCCUCGCGCCCACUCAGCGGCCUCCGCUUCUGCCCCUACACAGACGUCCUCACCAUCGGACACUCCGCGGGCCUCUCCUCCAUCCUCGUUCCCGGCGCUGGCGAACCCAACUUCGACAGCUCCGAAGCCGAUCCGUUCGAGCGCUCGAAGGCCAGGCGCGAGCGCGAGGUGCGCACGCUGCUCGAGAAGGUCGCGCCCGACGCGAUCACGCUCGACCCCGAUACCAUUGGACGGAUGGCGACGGAGAAGAAGCUGACGACUGCGGUGAACGAGACGCACGAUAUUCCGUUCUUGAAGCUGCCGAGAAUGGAGAGGUUGAGGGUGCAGGGGAGGGCGGAUGAGACGGAUAUGGAUGGAAUGGAUGAGGACGGGAAUGGAGAGGAGAAUGGAGAAGGCGGGGCCAAUGGCAAGAAGCAGUCGAGAGAGGAGAGGGAGAAGCGGAAGCAGCGAGGGAAGGGCAAGAGUUUGAAGCGAUACCUGCGCAAGCAGCGGAAGAAUGUGGUGGACCCAACGGCGGUCGCGAUCCGCGCAAAACUGGACAAACAACGGGCAGAGAAGCAGCUUGCGCGCAAGAUCGAGAAGGGCGAGAUAGUGCCACGAAAACCGUCCGCACUGGAUCGGUUCAGGAAGUAG